Messenger RNA from Uloborus diversus, 3903 nucleotides. RefSeq names its product protein phosphatase 1J-like. Gene Ontology annotation, molecular function: cation binding; protein serine/threonine phosphatase activity. NCBI's taxonomy places the organism in Eukaryota, Metazoa, Arthropoda, Arachnida, Araneae, Uloboridae. Bases 35 to 1705 code for a protein of 556 amino acids. The record is from RefSeq and is a predicted model, not a curated record. Gene Ontology annotation, biological process: protein dephosphorylation. The transcript is spliced from 11 exons.
UGAACUCUAAUGUUUGCAAACUGAGGAAGUAGGCAUGUUUAAUCGAGUUAAAAAUGCCUUGUAUAAUGUUGUCGGAGGAAUAGAAAGUUUUCCAGCUAUUAAAGAUGGUGAACUUAAUGAUAGGCCGCCCUUAAAAUUUCGAUAUACUCGUCCAACUUUCCUACAACUAACAACAGAUGAUGAAGUACAAGUUUCAGCGGACCAUGUAAUACGACCCAUAAUUGUUCCAAGAGACAUUACAAAAUUGCCUUGGAACUCUGGUUAUGCAGAAGCAAUCAAUGCUGGGAAAAGUGUUAGAAAUGAAGAUCAAGGUACAACAAUAAGAGGAGUUUUAUAUACAUCUUCUGCCAUUUCGGUCAAACAUGAUAUGACUGUGCCACAAAAUCCUGUGAAAGAUAAUGCUAAAGAAAGCAAUGUGGAGUCAAAUGAGACUGAAAGUGCAGAAUCUAAGUCAGAAACAGAGUCUCCUAUUCCUAAUAGUGUAAAUAAUUCAGAUGAUCCUAAAUUCACCACACCACCUUCUACACCUGAACAGCCUCGUAAAAUUGUGCUAGACCAUACCAUUCCAUGGAUUUAUUUUGCUUUGUUUGAUGGACAUGCUGGGUCUGGUGUUGCUGUGUCUGCAUCAAAUACCUUGCAUAAAAUAAUACAAGAAAAAUUACAAGAUGUGGCUGACUUACUAAUAAUGCCCCAAGCUCAGUUGAAUUUAGUUGCAAAAGGAGGUAAUGAAAGAAAUAUCUCACAGCCUCCUGGUUUUCAAGGCUUUUCUUCAAACAGAGAUGUUACUCCUGAUUCUUUAAUAGCAGGUGCUUUAGAAUCGGCAUUUUGGGACAUGGACAGACUCAUUUCCAUUGAUAAAAAACAUUACACAAUGACAGGAGGCUGUACUUCUUUAGUUGCUGUUUUUAUGUUUGGCAAACUUUUUGUAGCUAAUGCCGGAGAUAGCAGAGCUGUUCUUUGUCGUGGUCCCAAAACUUUCCCCAUGUCAAAUGAUUUUACGCCUGAAACCGAGAGAAAUCGGAUACGUAAAUUGGGGCAGUUGCGACCUGAACUUCUUGGAGGAGAAUUUACACAUUUAGAAUUUGCCCGACGUCCAGCCAGGAAAGAUUUGGGAGAUAAAAUAUUGUACAGAGAUGCUUAUAUGACAGGAUGGUCUUAUAAAUCAAUCACUAUGGAAGAUUUAAAGUUCCCUUUAAUUUAUGGAGAAGGGAAGCGAAGUCGUGUGCUUGCAACAAUUGGUGUUACAAGAGGAUUUGGUGAUCAUGAUCUUAAAGCUUUGAAUACAGAUAUAGAUAUCAAACCAUUUUUGUCAUGUGAACCGGAAGUAAAAAUCUUCAAUCUUCUUGAAGAAGAAUUGACAGAUGCAGAUGUUCUUGUUAUGGGCACUGAUGGUUUGUGGGAUGUUACUACUAAUGAAAAAGCAGCUGAGGUUGUACAAAAGUCUCUAGAUCACUUCCCUGCUAACGAUGCUCAACGAUAUAAAUAUAGGUAUACUUCUGCAGCUCAAGAUCUUGUAAUGCAUUCAAGAGGCAAGUUAAGGGAGAGGAAUUGGCGAACUGCAGACAAUAAAUUAGCUACCAUAGAUGACAUAAGCGUCUUUGUCAUACCUUUACGUCCAUACAAAGAGGAGUACUUACAGUGGGAAAAAAGCAGAGAUGAACUUGCAACCUAUAUGCAGUCACAGUCGCAACUCAGGGUGUUGUGAAGUUUAGCCUGCCGUGAUUUUAUAUUUAAGUAAUGAGAAGUUUACGGUAUUCGACUCUCAUAUUGAGUUUUGUUGUUAAAGAAGUUGUCUCCAGCACAGGGUAUCCAUGUGCAGAUUUAUACACAGUGACUUCAGAAGAAUAACCCAAUUUCUUAAUAUUUUAUAAAUAAACUAUGGAAAAGAAGAGAUAUGAGUUUUUCAAAACAAUCCUAUGUUUUAAGAAAGUUUAUAAAGAGUUACAUGGGAUAUUAAAAAAAAAUUGUGCUGUCUGACUUGCGCUGUUAUGCAUUUAAGAAUGAAUUUUAAAGUAGAAUGAAUGAUUGGUUCUGUGCAUUAGUGAACCAUUUUUUUUUCCUUUUUUUUUUUUUUUUGCUCUAGAUGAGGCUAAAAGUAAUGUCAAUGUGACAGUAAACCAAGUCUUUAAUUCAUUCUAAUGUCAAAGGAUGUCAGCAAGUAAUAAGUUUAUAAACACUUUUUUAAUGUUUUUUUUUUUUUUUUUUUUUGGACAUGGAACUAUUUUGUAAAAAUCAGAUGUCAUUGAUAUGGUUCACUUGAGUUCUGGACCCUUCAUAUGUGUUAAAAGAUAUUUGCUUAGACUUAGAGUUAUGGAGAGUGUGAAAGUAAAUAAACCAAUAAGCAGCACCACUGAUCUUACAACAUAAUUACCCAUUUAAGAAAUUAUAUAGGAUCGAUAAUUCUUCUUGUCUUAAAUUGUAAUAAUAAGUACCUCCGAAAUAUUGCAAGUCUCCCCCCCCCCCCUCUAGAGCUUUAUAGAACAAAAAGUAUAGAUUUUUGUAGCUUUUUAUUUCGACAUGCAUAAACUUAUUUUCAUUAUCCAAGUGCGGCAAAUGAUUCACUUCCAGCCAUUAAAGAUACAUAUUUUAAAAUCAUGACAUUACCUUCUCAUUAGAAUAUUGAAUGUUAGUUUACCUUGCAUGCAUAAACUCAUUCUUUGUGUCCUUUGUCUUAACUUGAAAAAACAAUUUAAGACUCCCAAGAUGAACCUCAUCAGACCACCAAGCAAAGUGAUUUGCAUGUUCCACUUACUUAAUGCAAAAAUAGCUCUACAAAUUGUAUUUAAAUACCAUCUGUAAUUUGUUAUCUCCUUGUGAUAGUGAAAAAGGAGUUGGCAAUCAAUGUCUGAUCAGAGCCCUUAGUUUUAACAUAUAUUGCCGAUCCUAAUUUAACGCUCAAGUUUAUACAUUCAAACCUGUUUUUGUGCUGUUUUUACUUUUGUGCAAUUUAGCGGUAAUUUCUUUUGCAAAACUUUUCACAGCUACCCGUGAAGUUUUCAACAUUUUUUACGGUCCUUAUCCACCUCACAAAAACAUGUUUGAGUGUAUACAUAUAAGGAAUGUUAAGAACCUCCUCCCCGGAAAGUUAAUUCUGGAUGCGCUAGUGCAUUAUCUGAAACUUACUACUGGAUUAGAAAAGAGUUAAUAUUUUGAAAUUGGAUUAUUCAUUUCUGAAUGAGUUGAUCCUUUUGUGUUAUGUACAGGGUUCGUACGGGUCAUGGAAAUCCUGGAAAGUCAUGGAAAAAAAUAACAGAAUUUCAGACCUGGAAAAGUCAUGGAAAAUUGAAAUUUUCAUUGAAAGUCAUGGAAAUUUAUUUCAAGUCAUGGAAAAAUGUCUUGGACAAAGAGAAAGGAACAGUAGCUAAAAGAGCAUUAGAAAUCUUGAGUGAUUUAACAGUAUAGUACAUAAAAAUUAUUGAAAGUGGAAAAUUGAACGUUCCAAAAAUCAAAUCUGAAUUUUGAAAUCUCAUUGCAUCCACUUCUGUCGCAGCCGCUUGCCAUUUUUUGCGAUGUGAUUUUAUUGCCUGGACAUUACUUAUUUUGAAUUUUCUGUUAUUUUCAGCACUUCUUAUGUUUCAUAUUCUGUAGUAGAAAAAUUUCACGUUCUUAGUUUUGCCAUGCCCACUCAAAAAAAAAAAAAAAGCAAGUCAAUUGCAUGCAAGUUCGCUUCCUUCACUCGUAAGGACUUUAUUAUUAAAUUUAUCGGAGUUUAUCUUAAUUUGUUGAAUGUUUUAGAAAAUAAAGAUCUUAAGUCAGGCGAUAGAAUACAGAAAUAGAGGAAUUCUAAUGCUCUAAAAUAGUAGUUCCCAAUCCCAACAUACGGCACGCAAAACUAAUCCUUGCGACCCACUACUACGUUCAAUGUCAAUUAAACAUGUUCUGGAAUUUCUGAACCUAUUAAUU